AUGUCUUCGACUAUCGUCGAUGACACCGACUCUCGCUUCAACUACAAAGACAAUGCAUGGAAGCCUAGUGGGCAGUCGGGAGAACUUGACUCAACAUCUCAUAGUACCUCCCUUGCUGGUGCUGUGUUACAAUUUGGGCCCUUUACAGGCACAUCGGUCACAGUAUUUGGCACGGUGCAUCCCAGUCAACCCAAAGUUCACUUUCAAGUUGACGGCGGCUCCCAGAACGAUGACCUCCCUGCCACGUCGAGCACCACAGCAGAGCAGUUUCAGCAACAGUUUUAUUCCGCUACUGGGUUGGAUCAGUCGUCACAACACAUGCUAAACAUAAACGUACUGGAUGCAGGGCCCUUUACUAUAGACUAUCUGAUUAUUGAAAAUGGUCAGUCGGUUGACAAUCAGCCCGUCUCUAAUUUAGGCGGACAGUCGGUUCAUAAUAUUUUAACGUCAGGACCAUCGGGUACCAUCAAUUCAUCAACUUCUUCCGGCACUCGGAGCGUGGGAGGUACUGUUACUUCAACAUCAAUAUCAAUUGGCCCCGGUCCUGAUCCCACCUCACCCUCAGCAUCCUCCACUCCUUCAUCUUCCUCUCCUACACCACCUUCUCAACCCACCGUUGCCGCCCCCGGAUCAAAUCCGACAUCGUCUUCGACAGCUGGUGCCUCCCCAGCAGCAUCCGGCAGCACUACUCCUGGUAUAACUUCAGGGAUUUCCGACCCUUCCACAACCGCCGCGUCAAUGAGUGCAAGCAACGGCACUUCGGAUGCGGUCGUAAUAGGCUCGGUGGCAGGCGCUAUCGCAUUUUUUGCAAUAGUUGUCGUGUCAAUGGUACUCUUUCUCCGACGCCGACGAUUAGAAAAGCGAGGACGGACGGUACCGAAUAACAAACCAUCCGGAUGGAAGGAUUCCCAGCCUCAACCCAGUCAUCGUCCUUCGCUCCAUCUGUCCAUCCCGAGUGCACUCUCCCUUCCGCGCAGCUUGUCGAGACCAUCACUCCUUCCCACACAUAACAACAAGAUGCUCUCUUCGACCACUAAACAGUCACCUCCUUUCGGCACCUCCCAUCCAACUCCGUCGUUCCUCUCCGAGGACCCAAAUGAAUCGCCUAUAUUCGACAUCAAGCAGAGGCCUGUAUCUGGGUCGACCGUAACAACGCGUGUCACCGUUGGGACGACUAUCGGUCAGAGAGUUAGCGUCCCUGACUCCGCAUAUCGGUAUCCAUAUCUAGAAACCCCCGUGCCCGUGCCCGUGCCUGUACCGCCCAUACCUGUUCUUCCAUCGUCCAAGGGCGGCAUCCCGAGUCCGACUGAGACUGGCGUGUCGAGUGUGACUGCUUCACCUUCGCGUCUCGGUUUCGCACCUCUGGGUACAAAUUUCGGUACUACCUUCGACGCCUCAUUAUUCUCCGGGUUUUCCGAGAAUGGAAGCGAGAUCGCCGGCUCGGGCGGCUCGGCGUCCCGCCCUCUGCCUCAUACCCCGGUGGAUGCAAAACGAGCUCUUGAAACGUACGAUCGCGCUCCGCAAACGCAGAUGUACACACAUAACUCACAUAGCCACCGCUUCUUACCGACGACUCCGACACCUUCCGAUGUGGAGACUGUCGUGCAUCGGGACGCUGGCGUGCGUCUCGCAUUAAACGUGCCUGGCCGACCAAGGAGGGAACUUCCUCCUCCAUACCAAGACUACGGAUUUUAA
This is a messenger RNA of Fomitiporia mediterranea MF3/22, 1695 nucleotides long. RefSeq lists its product as uncharacterized. Lineage: Eukaryota; Fungi; Basidiomycota; Agaricomycetes; Hymenochaetales; Hymenochaetaceae. Bases 1 to 1695 code for a protein of 564 amino acids. The transcript is spliced from 2 exons. The record is from RefSeq and is a predicted model, not a curated record.